CAAUUCUCAACACCACACACACUCAAACCCAAAAUCACCAAAGCUUCUUCUUUCCACCGCAUCUCUCUUAUCUCCAAAUCUAGAAUUUAAUUUCAUGAGUAUUUUUAUGAUGGCAGCGAUCGGCACCGGCGCAAAAAAGCAGAUUAAAAAUGCGGUGGUGCCGGAGCCAGAGUCCGAGCUGAAAAAGAGAAACGAAGAGCUCGAGAAGGAGUUGAAGGAAAGCAAGGAGAGAGAAGAGCAAAUGAGACGGCAGUUACAGAGCGCGUGGGAGAGGCUGCGCGUGGCGGAGGAAGCCGAGGAGAGACUCUGCUCGCAGCUCGGAGAGCUGGAAGCAGAAGCCGUUUAUCAAGCGCGUGACUAUCACGAUCGGAUAGUUUCUCUGAUGGAGCAGCUCUCACGCGCGCAGAGGCUCAUACACGAGGCCAUUCCUUCGUAUUCAACCUAACGAAGGCUUCGUGAAAAUGAAAAUGAGGCUUGUAAUAGAUUUUGUAUCUGCGGCUACCACGUCAUAAAUGUAUAUGUAAAUGAAAAUGAGCCUGGAAGAUUGAUGAAUGAGAUGGUAAACGAUCUUUUGCAGAUUAACCAAAAUUUUGAGUUUAAAUUAAAUUAUGUUAUGGAAUGAUUAAAUUUUGUAAUUUUUCAUAAUUGUGCGUCGAGAAAAUUUUAAUUUGGGAUUA
Messenger RNA from Vicia villosa (hairy vetch), 677 nucleotides. RefSeq names its product protein RESPONSE TO LOW SULFUR 3-like. NCBI's taxonomy places the organism in Eukaryota, Viridiplantae, Streptophyta, Magnoliopsida, Fabales, Fabaceae. The record is from RefSeq and is a predicted model, not a curated record. Bases 95 to 445 code for a protein of 116 amino acids. Gene Ontology annotation, biological process: cellular oxidant detoxification. The transcript has a single exon.